AAAAUUAAAUCUUUAAAAAGGAAGAGACUGAAUCUAUAUCUUUGUAUCUUAUACAACAAUUGGUACAACAGUUUAUAAAGGUAGUCAAAACAGAUUAUCAGCACUGAUAUUUAAAAAAAAUUGACUUGGGGGGAUAAAUUAAACCGUCACCGUCUUGGCCAAGGGAAGUAACUGCUGUUGCAUCCUGUGUCCCGGCCCCGGAUGAAAAUGAAAACAAGAGAAGGAAGGUUGAUGGACAUUCUUGUUUAUUUACAGAUUUAAUAACUCCGUCGUGGAUACCCUGAGGAAAUUUUUAACGGGGGUGAUUCUCUGAGGCACAGAAGACAUUGAACUAUGCCUCUUUCACCUCGUCGACAUGGCCUGUAUGGCCCUCGUGCUUCAUCUGCAGCAAGACUUCGUUUCCUGGACAACACGUGUGACGGCAUGGCCCAGAGUAAAGGUGAUAAUGAUGUGGCAAGCACUAGCUCGGAAUCAGAAAGCUUUGAGGCUUCAUCAAGUUGCUCUCAGUACAUGUCGUGCUCCACAUCCACCGAGAACCAUUGUUGUGCUCUUCUGCAUGGACUUCAAGAUCUACGGAAAUCAAACACACUGUGUGAUUACACACUCGUUGCCGAUGGCGAGAGAAUUUCAGUACAUCGUGCCGUGAUGGCCGCUUGCAGUGAUUACUUUCGUGCGAUGCUGACUGGCUAUAUGAAGGAGAGCCGGGAGGAGUGUGUGGAGCUGAAAGGUGUCACGGCCAGUGGGCUCAAGGUGGUGGUGGACUUUGCUUACACCGGUCGCCUGGAGCUGACGUAUGACAAUGUACAUGAUGUCCUCUCCGCUGCUUCUCAUUUGCAGGUUGGCGUUGCUGUUGAGCUUUGUAGCAAAUAUUUGGAGACGGCACUUACAGUUGACAACUGCACAGAUAUCCUCAACCUGGCUCAGAUGUAUUCUCUGAAGUCCACCCAGGACAAAGCCAUGCAUUACAUGAUGGACAAUUUUGAGUUUGUGAGCUCCUCUCAACAGUUCAGAAAACUGACACACACGCAAAUGGCGUCCAUGCUGAUGAGCAACACCCUGAGAGUGCCCUCAGAGUACCGACUGUUUACUCUGGUGUUGCAGUGGAUAAAGCAGGAGUCGACGGACAGGGUGCAGUAUCUCUCUCUGCUCAUGAGGCAUGUCCGCCUACCUCUGUUGGCUGGGGAAGAGUUGGUGGAGAAGGUGAGUAAAGAGGAUUUGAUGCGAAAUAAUGUGGAGUGCAGUGAUCUCCUCACAGAGGCCAAAGACUACCAUAUAGUAACCGGCAAACAACCGAUGCUUCAGAGUACUCGUACACAAGUGCGCUCUCACCACCCCAGCAUAGUGAUGUCGCAUGCCCAGAAUCUCGAGUGCUUCACAUUUCACAACAAGCACCAUGGCUUCCUGAGAGAUGCUCCGAUCCCACUGUUCAACCCGAGCGUGGCUGUGCUGGACAACUUCAUGUACGCCUGUGGGGGGAAGUACGACAGCACGGAGAAUAACGAAAUCGCCACAGCUCGCUGCUUUCGCUACGAUCCUCGGUUUGAUUCCUGGUUUGAACUGGCUGCCAUGAAUGAAGCUCGCAAGGACUUCGUUGUGGUGCCCUACAAUGGCAAACUGUACGCAGUGGGAGGCCAGGAUGAGAACAUGGUCAUGUGUACAGUAGAGUGUUACACUGUGGCUACAGAAGAGUGGGAGCUGUGUGCCUCUAUAAGUCACUCAUGCUAUGGCCACGCUGGUGCUGUCUGUGAGGACAAGAUCUAUAUCUCUGGUGGUCAGCGCUUUUCGGGUUGUGCUAACAACAUGAGCUGUUUCAACCCAGCCGCCAACACCUGGGAGGAAAAAGUCUCCAUGCUCAAUGGACGCUGCAAUCACGUUAUGAUGGAGGUUCAACGCAAGCUGUAUGUCAUUGGAGGGAACAUUGAAGACAGUUAUGGAUUCCCUGUGCCUAUCAUUGCCAUGGAGUUCUACGACCCUCUUGCUGAUCAGUGGUCAGUGCUUAAAACCACAUGCAACAUCCGAGAAGCUGGAGCAGCCGUCCUUAACGACAAAAUCUACCUGGUUGGAGGAAUCAAUGGAGAACAUUACUAUUCUGACCUGCUUCAGGAGUACGAGCCGGAGAAAGACCAGAUGUCAAUUGUAGAGAGAUUCCCUACUAGAGUGUAUGGCAGAGCGUGCUGCAUUCUCACUUUGCCGCACUAUCUAUCUGGGAUCGGAUCCAUUUAAUGAUAGUCGCGUUUGUGUAUAGAGACACUCCCUCCAUUGUCUUUCUUCACAAUGUUCUGGAACAAAGGGACUUGUGGGCUGACUGAAUUGGGAGAGACUGUCGUCUCCCACCAUCUUGUCAACGACUGCUUUGGCCGACUGAAUGAGCCGUUUUCAGGUGGAUGUUCCGUUCUUAGAACAUUGUGCUAUUUCAUAUGCCCAUUGUAUAGCAUUUUAAUGUAAGAAAUAACAGGGUGACUGCCAGGCCCUGGUAAUUACUACUCGAGUUUUUUAAAAAUUGCUGAGACCCAGGAAUGCCCUGAGAAGUUGAGGAAAUCUGUAAAUUGCCAUGGAAAAGACCCGGGAAAAAAACAAAGUUCUUGAAUAUUUGAAGGCCAAAUAUGAUGAAGUCGGCAUAAGUUUAUUUUUGCUGGUCGUGUUGGUGGUAUUUGUUUGGCUUUACCUGGUCCGAGAGUAUGUUUCAUGCGAACAAGUGGCUAUUGCAGCAGGCGGAAGUGUACUUGUGAUACAGAGGCUUGAUCGGGAAAAUCAAGAUCUACUUUAGUUUUCGUUACCGCCCAGAUGGUCUGAUAAUGUAACAAUUAUGACAUGCAAGUUGUGCAUUAUAAACGCAGUGUCGCCAUGCAAAUUAAUCGAUUUUCAUCACUAUGCUGUCACUUAUGGGAAACGAAAAAAAAUAAUAAA
Messenger RNA from Aplysia californica (California sea hare), 2907 nucleotides. Its product is annotated as kelch-like protein 26. The record is from RefSeq and is a predicted model, not a curated record. Lineage: Eukaryota; Metazoa; Mollusca; Gastropoda; Aplysiida; Aplysiidae. The coding region runs from base 334 to 2223 and encodes 629 amino acids. Gene Ontology annotation, molecular function: protein binding. The transcript is spliced from 11 exons.